Messenger RNA from Racocetra persica, 696 nucleotides. Lineage: Eukaryota; Fungi; Glomeromycota; Glomeromycetes; Diversisporales; Gigasporaceae. The record is from the annotation of a GenBank genome assembly.
AAAUUCAAGACCGCUACGAAGUAAUUAUUAUGAUUGCAGACUUACACGCUCUCACCUUACCCCAAAAGGGAAUUGACUACCAGAAAAAUAGCCAAGAAAUUGCUGCCCUUUUAUAUGCCUGCGGACUAAAAGAGGAAAAUUGCAAAAUAUUCAUUCAAUCCCAAAUUAAGGAGCAUUUAGAACUUUCUUUUUUGUUAUCCCCUCAUGUUACGGUCGGGAUAUUGUCUAACAUGAUUCAGUAUAAAGAAAAAAAGAGAAGCCAAGAAACUGGUAACUUGUCUUUGCUGGCUUAUCCAGUUUUAAUGGCCGCUGAUAUCUUUCUUUACGACGUAGAUUUGGUUAUUGUUGGGCAGGACCAAACGCAGCACCUCGAAUUAACCACCAAUAUCGCCCAAAAAUUCAACAACUUUUAUGGAAAAAAACUAUUAAAAGUUCCACACUUCACUAUCCCUAGUUUGGGAGCCAAAAUAAUGGGAUUAAAUCACCCCAACCGGAAAAUGUCCAAAAGCGAAAACGAUUACCUUGCUUUGCGGGACGAGCCGCAAACGAUUAAAAAAAAAAUAGCGAAAGCGGUUACUGAUUCCGAAAAUAAAAUCUAUUUCGACCCACAAAAAAAACCCGGUAUCUCCAAUUUACUAACCAUUUAUGCUUUACUAACUGGUUGUCAAAUAACCGAAGCCGAAGAAAAAUUAACCG